AUGAUACCCCGGUCAGUUGUGGGACGGUCACUCACCUGCCCACGUGGCCGCAUCCCCUUCCAAGCGACACGCUGCUUCUCUACAACCUCUGCCGCAGGGAACCAGCGUGCCUCGGUCCAAGAGAACAACACCCUGGCUCGCCCCCAUGGGAUCGAUCCACGAUGGCUUACCACGAUGAAGGGCCGAAUCGGGCGAUGCAUCAGUUUUGGACUGCAACCCGCGCAGGUCGAGGGUGCGGGCGAUAUUCUGCGGCAAUUGGCCCGUGACUGGCGCGAAUUGAUUGCAGGCAGUGAGGGAUUCUUGACCGACGAGAAACGACGAAGCCUCUACCGACAUAAUGUCGUAUGGGGAGAGAUGGAUGUCAUGGGCCAUGUCAACAAUGUCACGUACGUUCGCUACGCCGAGUCGGCUCGUGUGAAUUGGACGCGCAAUAUUGGCUUGCAUGUCGACACAUCGAAUCGGGAGAAAUGGCUGAAUCUUCUCAAUUCGACGGGUAUUGGAUUGAUUCUUCGAAGUAUCAAGGUGGACUACAAGUUUCCAAUGACAUUCCCCGACAAAAUCACCGUCUAUCAAAAGCUAGUCCACGAUCCAAAUUCCUCACCCUCCUCUCAGUCCGCUUUCCAGCUUCAAGUGAUGAUUUUGUCCGAAGCUCGUCAGCGUCCGGCAGCACGGUGCUACGAGGACAUUGUCACCUACGACUACAGGAGGAACCAAAAGACCCCCGAGCUGCCACCUUUCAUCUUGGAUCAGUUCAAGGCUAUCUGGCGAUUACAAGAGCAGGCCAAAAAAGAAUGGCAGGAGAAGAUUGCGGACCUCGAGAAUCAGGUACGGACUCUCGAGCUCGAGAGCUGGGACUGUAAGGAUGCUGUAGAGGAUACCGGAUCCGCAUAA
Penicillium diatomitis is the source of this 891-nucleotide messenger RNA. Its product is annotated as thioesterase family protein. The record is from RefSeq and is a predicted model, not a curated record. Lineage: Eukaryota; Fungi; Ascomycota; Eurotiomycetes; Eurotiales; Aspergillaceae. Gene Ontology annotation, molecular function: fatty acyl-CoA hydrolase activity. The transcript has 3 exons. Bases 1 to 891 code for a protein of 296 amino acids.